AUGCUGAAAGGCCAGCAGAAUACCCCACAGACGCUGUACCACCAAACCUGGGCUAUCCGCUUGGUCAAUGAGCGGCUAGCACAAACAGAGCCAGCUUUAAAUUACGGCACCCUAGGGGCAGUAAUACCCUUGUUAUAUUACAAUAUGGUCGCACUUGAUCGAGACUCUGCGGUGGUGCACCAGAAAGGCCUGGAGAAAAUGCUCCUUGCGACGCCGCAAUCUUUCCGAGCCGACAUAGGACCCCUGAUUGCCAUAGUCAAGGUCGCCAUGAUUUCGUUCGCCUGCAUUUAUGACGUACUCCCUAUCUGGGACUGCUUAUUCUCUGAAUCAGUUCGCCCGAACACCCUCCUCCGAAGUGUAGUGUCGAGGAUAAUAUUUGGGCAUGCCGAAUCGCUGUUGCAGAAAGAAACUGCAGAUGCCAUAUUGGACGUGUAUGAGGCUAUAUCACGGCUGGAUCAUCUGGUCGACGAAGACCGCUGUAGGAUCGUUGCCGAAAUCGAGCGUGCUGUCUCCUUUGCAACGACCGCCACUGGGGCUGACAGAGUCGAAAAUAACCUCCCUUUUACUUCGCCUGACAGACUUGAUGUAUGCUGCCAGAUCACCAGCCGAUUAUUCUGGGCAAUGCUUCAACCACAAUCGCGCUUCCAACAAAGCGCCGAGUCGACUGAGAGUCAUGAAGUUCAGCGACUUCUGGAGCACCUAUCCCACAUAGAGCCGUUGUACUGGAUCCGCAACGCCCCUGAAAUAUUUACGUGGAUAACGUUUACCGGCGCAGCUGCGUCAGGACAUCAAGAUGCUCGCGCUGCCUUCAUCAGCCAAGCAGGGACGAUAUUGACGGCCAUCGAUGACGAAAACUUGACUCUGUUACGCCAGGGGUGGAGGUAUUUCCGAUUACUCAAGAAACUUAGUGGGCAUGAUAACUCGCUCACUAUAUAG
This is a messenger RNA of Aspergillus costaricaensis CBS 115574, 936 nucleotides long. RefSeq lists its product as uncharacterized. The record is from RefSeq and is a predicted model, not a curated record. The transcript has 3 exons. Lineage: Eukaryota; Fungi; Ascomycota; Eurotiomycetes; Eurotiales; Aspergillaceae. Bases 1 to 936 code for a protein of 311 amino acids.